Messenger RNA from Necator americanus (New World hookworm), 729 nucleotides. RefSeq lists its product as uncharacterized. NCBI's taxonomy places the organism in Eukaryota, Metazoa, Nematoda, Chromadorea, Rhabditida, Ancylostomatidae. The transcript has a single exon. The record is from RefSeq and is a predicted model, not a curated record. Bases 1 to 729 code for a protein of 242 amino acids.
AUGACACUGCAUUUUCACAGAACACCAAUAGUUCUCAGCGGAACGACGCUAAAAACUUUAGCAUCCCGUUACGGGGAAUACACUAAACAGGUUGAGUACUCAGCAAUAGAUGAGGACACUUAUCAGGAAUGCCGAUCAGCCACAGCACUUUUACAAAGUAGCAUAAGGCAAAUAAAAGAGGCAAGAGGAAACCUUCAAGAAUUAUAUAACAAGGUUAGAGAUGAGUAUAAAAACAGCAAAAACAAGUCCGAAAGGAAGGAUUUGAUGAUUGAAAUUGAACAAAUAGAGGAAAAAUCGCAGCUACAAUCUGCGAUACCUGAAGCAAACGACCUAACGUUCAUGCUAACAGCGCGCCUUGAUGAAACAAAAAAUAUGCGCGAAAAUAUGGAAAUCAAACUGGGAUACAUGCCCCUAAAACCUCAAAGAGACGAUAACGUCAACAAUGAAGAAAUCGAAAGGGGGGAUGGUGAAAUUGAUAACACAAACGAAAAUUGUGUGAGAGACACCACAAUGCCAUCUUGCUCGCAAGACACAUCAAAUUCAGCAUCCAUAUGCAAUAGUGGCACAGCCAAAAGGACGCUGAGGUCAAUAAAACCUCCACAAGCCACACUACCAAAAUUUUACGGGAAUUCUGAAACCCAGAAUACUGGGCCAUUUUUGAAGCCCUUGUCCAUAACAGUGAAGAACUGGACAUUAUGGAAAAGAUACUCCUACUCAAAGAAAGUUUAA